Bipolaris oryzae ATCC 44560 is the source of this 477-nucleotide messenger RNA. RefSeq lists its product as uncharacterized. The transcript has 2 exons. The coding region runs from base 1 to 477 and encodes 158 amino acids. NCBI's taxonomy places the organism in Eukaryota, Fungi, Ascomycota, Dothideomycetes, Pleosporales, Pleosporaceae. The record is from RefSeq and is a predicted model, not a curated record.
AUGGCACCCUCCAACUCCAAAGACGUCAGUUUCACUCCGCGCGAGAUGGAAGUCCUCGCCCUCGCAUGGCAGUGCAUGGAAACCCAGCCCAAGAUCGACAUGGCCAAACUCGGCGCCCUCGCCGGCUACACCCCCGGCAGCGCCAGCGUCACUUUCGGCAAAAUCAAAUCCAAGCUCAAGCUCCUCGGUGAGUCUCUCCAAGACACGCCCGGCACACCCUCCAAGUCCACGCCCAAGAAGAAAGCUGCUACCCCCGCCUCUACUACGCCUCGCAAGCGCAAGAACGCUGCGCUGGUGGCAGAUGCGACGCCCAGUAAGAAGGGCAAGAUGCCGAUGCGCGAGGAAGACGAUGUCGAGGAUGAUGACGAGGUCAUUAAGUGCGAUGUGUCUGGUGUCAAGAAGGAGGAGGAGAUUGAGGAUUAUGGGUUCUUGAGCGGAAUCGAGGCAUAUGCUGUUGGUAACAGUGGUAGGAACUGA